Molecule: messenger RNA, 968 nt
Organism: Drosophila albomicans
Lineage: Eukaryota; Metazoa; Arthropoda; Insecta; Diptera; Drosophilidae
Gene: mRpL4
Product: 39S ribosomal protein L4, mitochondrial
Exons: 2
Coding region: 72-968 (298 amino acids)
Biological process (GO): translation
Cellular component (GO): ribosome
Molecular function (GO): structural constituent of ribosome
Source: RefSeq, a predicted model, not a curated record
CGGUCGACAAAAAUCUAUCGAUAAGUCAAUAACAUCAACAAUUGGGCCUGUCCGUCCUUAAUUGUUGAAAAAUGUUGAAUUUCUUAAAUAAAACGCGACAAGUGUUGUAUCCCGGUGUGCGCAAUCUGUCAAACACGCUUGCAGCUCGCCAAAGCAAUGUCAGCUCCGAAACGACAGCAGCGGCGGGUGAUAAAAUUGCAGUACCAAAACCGGCGCUAAUCUUGCCACAGAACUACAAAGAUUAUGCGCCGGUAAACAAGAACAGUGCACGCCAGGCAUGGAUUGAGAAUGUGGAUGCUGUGAAGGAGCGGAAACUGGGUCUCAUUGAACUGCAUCCCGAUGUUUUUGCAGCUCAGCCGCGUGUCGACAUCAUACAGGAGAAUAUCGAAUGGCAGCGCAAGUAUCGUUAUGUAAGUCUGGCGCACACCAAAACACGCGCCGAAGUUCACGGCGGCGGUCGCAAGCCGUGGCCACAAAAGGGACAGGGCCGCGCUCGUCAUGGCUCUAUACGCUCGCCACUGUUUAAAGGAGGUGGCAUUAGCCACGGUCCACGUUCGCCCACCACACAUUUUUAUAUGCUGCCGUUUUACAAACGUGUUUUGGGUCUAACCUCGACACUGAGUGUUAAGCUCGCCCAGGAUGACUUGCAUGUGAUUGAAAACGCUGAGAUUCCCACACGCGAUGCACAAUUCCUGAAGGAUCUGAUAAAGGAGCGCAACUGGGGACCCUCUGUGCUGAUUAUCGACAAGCAAGAUGAGUUUCCGGAAAACAUUUGCUAUGCCACCGAUUAUCUGGGCUACGUGAAUCUGAUGCCUGCUUAUGGACUGAACGUCUAUUCAAUGCUGAAGCACGACACUUUAGUACUGACUGUAGACGCCGUGAAGCAUUUAGAGCAGCGUUUGCUGUACCAACUGCAUCGCAAUGAUGCAACGAGCAAGGGCGGAAAAUUCAAGUUGGAUCAAGUUUAA